AUGCCACAGAAUAAAGAUAAAACAGCAGACAAUGCUUUAUUAACACCUGAUGCUUUACACCAUUUAUUACCCAAAUCUUACUUUCUAUUAAUUUUUCGAAAUCCUACAGAAAGAAUUUUAGUAGGAAUGUAUGUUGUUUAUCUUAAAGAAUGGUUUAAAGUAUUUGAAAAAGAUAGAUUUCUCAUCAUUAAAACUGAAGAAUAUCCUCAAGAUAUUAAAACACAUGUUCAGAGAAUUUUCCAGUUUUUGGGUUUAAAUACUUUGUCAGAUGGAGAAAUGGAGAAGAUUGUAAAGCAAAGUCGAAAAAAUGUGAAGAAACAAGCUAUCGGUCCGAUGUGGCAAGAAACAAGACAGAUAUUGGAUGAUUUAUAUAGAAGUUAUAAUGAAGAAUUAGCAGAACUUCUCGCUGACAAUAAAUAUUUAUGGAAAGACGAUCCUAAAUAGUGAAAGAACUAAACAAACUAGAAACAUCGAUGUUUGGAUUUGUGUAAUAACAAUAUCGGUAUGGUUGGGAAUGGAUAUUACUCUAUAUGGCCAUUUGUGCCAGACUAUUUUAUACGCCGAUAAAAUAUCUGGGAUAAGUUCAAUUUUGAUGCAACUUCUUGGUUAUGACCCCUGCCGUUUAUGCAAAACGCGUAACAAAGUUGAAAGGCUUUCUAGUUUGAUGAAUUAGGAAAAUGCUAGCAUGGAACCUAUCGAUUCUUGUCAUUCUAAUUUCUCUGUUGGUUGUCUGUUCGUCGGGGCAUGGACCAAACCCAUAGUUGUUACAGCAAUAGUCAUAUAACCGGAUAACCUGACACGCUGGGGUUUAUUAUUACGCUAGUGAAAAUAAAUAUCAGGGGACAUAACUCGUGUGAACUUAAGCACAGUUAUUUUGUCGCGUGAACAAAGACAUCAACUUUAAAGGAGCUAAAUCGCUAAUAUUUGGGAUCUAGAAAUUGACACAAAUGGGUCGCAACGCAUAUAAUAAUGUAAUAUGAAUGUAAAUAAACUGAUUUACAUUCAAUCGUUUCAAUUAAAUGACAAUCUUUAGCGUCAGGUUAUUCCAGUCUACACCGAUGGUAUUUAUUGCGCAUGCUCUCCAGAUAAGAAUAUAGCGUCACCAUUUGACAUGACUUGUGGCAUAUGUCUAGCCUCGUUCUUUAGGUCCCUUGUUCCAAAUGUCGCUGAAACGCAUUAUGGUACACGAUUCGUGUACCAAUGGUAAAAUAUUUAUUUUGUCUUGAAUAUUGGAUAUCAGAAGUCCAUCUUUUCCCUGUAAGAUCACAAGACCAAUGUUGAUUUGAAUUGACAAAUUAUUCGUGUUUUCAAUGUCGAAGAUUUUUGAUGAUAUUGAGUUAGAGACUUAGCUACUUUAAU
Messenger RNA from Patella vulgata (common limpet), 1359 nucleotides. RefSeq names its product carbohydrate sulfotransferase 15-like. The coding region runs from base 1 to 444 and encodes 147 amino acids. The record is from RefSeq and is a predicted model, not a curated record. Gene Ontology annotation, biological process: hexose biosynthetic process. Lineage: Eukaryota; Metazoa; Mollusca; Gastropoda; Patellidae. Gene Ontology annotation, molecular function: N-acetylgalactosamine 4-sulfate 6-O-sulfotransferase activity. The transcript has 3 exons.